This is a messenger RNA of Catharus ustulatus (Swainson's thrush), 2569 nucleotides long. It is a transcript of the gene WASHC1, whose product is annotated as WASH complex subunit 1. Gene Ontology annotation, cellular component: WASH complex; early endosome; recycling endosome. The transcript is spliced from 12 exons. Gene Ontology annotation, biological process: retrograde transport, endosome to Golgi; exocytosis; Arp2/3 complex-mediated actin nucleation. Lineage: Eukaryota; Metazoa; Chordata; Aves; Passeriformes; Turdidae. The record is from RefSeq and is a predicted model, not a curated record. Gene Ontology annotation, molecular function: actin binding; alpha-tubulin binding; gamma-tubulin binding. The coding region runs from base 128 to 1579 and encodes 483 amino acids.
GCCGUGGCCGCGGGCGGCAGGCAGUUUCUUGCUGUGCUGGGGUACAAGUCCAAGCAAGGCCAAACAUAUUAGCCAGCACUCAAGCAGCAGUGGCCACAAGCUUCCACCAGGUCUGGACAAGGCUCAGAUGUGUCAGCGAGCAGGCACAAUGGCCACAGUAGCCCAGAAGCACUUUUUGGAAGGGCAGACAUACUCCGUGCCCCUGAUCCAGCCGGACCUACGCAGGGAGGAGGCUGUGCAGCAGGUGGCAGAUGCACUUCAGUAUCUCCAGAAGGUGUCAGGAGAUAUCUUCAACAGGAUCUCUCAGCGGGUGGAAGCCAGCCGGGCACAGCUCCAGGCCAUUGGGGAGAGAGUCACACUCGCCCAGGCAAAGAUUGAGAAGAUAAAGGGCAGCAAGAAGGCAAUUAAGGUAUUUUCCAGUGCCAAGUACCCAGCCCCUGAAAGGCUGCAGGAGUACAGUUCAAUUUUUGCUGGUGCAGAAGACCCUGCUAAACAGAAAUGGCCAAGACACAAGAUUCAGAGCAAACACCGAAUGCUGGAUGAAAAAGCUCUGCAGGAAAAGCUCAAGUAUUUCCCUGUGUGCGUGAGCACCAAAAUUCACCAGGAGGAUGAUGCAGAAGAAGGCCUUGGCAGCCUUCCCAGGAACAUCAGCUCCCUCAGCUCCCUGCUACUCUUCAAUACCACCGAGAACCUGUACAAGAAGUAUGUGUUCCUGGAUCCUCUGGCUGGAGCAGUGACCAAGACCCAUGUGGCUCUGGAAACAGAGACAGAAGAGAAGCUCUUUGAUGCACCUCUCUCCAUCACCAAAAGGGGACAGCUGGACCGACAGGUUGCUGAAAAUUACUUCUACGUGCCAGAUCUGGGCCAGGUCCCUGAGAUUGAUGUGCCCUCCUACCUGCCAGACCUGCCUGGCAUUGCUGCAGAUCUCAUGUACAGCGCUGACCUGGGCCCUGGCAUUGCACCCUCUGCCCCCAGCAGUGCUAUUCCAGAGCUGCCUACUUUCAACACUGAGUCAGUGGAGCCUUUGCAACCAGAUCUUCAAGGUGCUGAGCUAUUGCCACCUCCUCCCCCUCCACCUCCUCCACCGCCUCCUGUUAUGCCAACCCCGGUACCUCCUCCACCGCCUCUGCCCCAGCCCACAGCACCCUCGGAACCAGCUCAGAGAGUGAGCGAGGAGAGCAGCAGCACAGUGCCUGCAGCUUCAGUCCAGGGAGCCCCAAAGGAGGUGGUGAAUCCCUCUACUGGGCGUGCCAGUCUCCUGGAGUCCAUCCGCCAGGCCGGGGGCAUUGGGAAGGCCAACCUGCGCAGUGUCAAGGAGAGGAAGCUGGAGAAAAAGAAGCAGAAGGAACAAGAACAAGUGAGAGUUACAGGACAAGGUGGAGAUUUGAUGUCAGACCUCUUCAACAAGCUGGUGCUGAGGCGCAAAGGUAUUUCAGGGAAAGGACCAGGAGCCUCUGGGAACACGGAUGCUCCUGGCAGUCCAGCCGGUGCCUUUGCUCGUAUGUCAGACUCAAUACCACCCCUCCCACCCCCACAGCAGCCUGUAGGUGAGGAGGAUGAAGAUGACUGGGAGUCAUAGAUGGGAUCCAUUGACUAUUGGUGUGAAACUGUUGCUGUCUGAAAAAGUUCCAUGAAAUUGAAGGAAGCAGGUCCUUACUGCCUUCACUUUGGUAAAAGUGGGAAGUGUCAUCAAUUAAGAGUGUGUAAAGGGAGAGCCCAGCUGUCCAGCCAUACAGCCCAGCACUACUAGCCACAGGCUGGAGGGCACCGGCUGCUAGAAGCAGGUGCUCCCCUCCCUGAAGGCAGAGCUUGUGCAGACAGUGGAGUUUGGACCUACUCAAGGGGCAGGUGACUCACAAUGGAAGUUUCUCAGAGGCAGCUGUUCCUUUCCCUGUGGGGCUCAUUAACAUACAGGGAGAGGGUACCAGCUCUGUGCCAGAAGUACUUUCUUCCUUGUGAAGAGCCUGGAGAGGUAGCAUCCAACUGCUGAAACUGGAGAAGAAGCAAACAAAGCCCCUGGGACAAGACUUGCUCAGGAUGACAGGAGGUACCUGUGGCUGCCCCUGGUGUUAUUGCUGCCCUCCAGCACUGAUCCAUAACCCUGGAAAGAACCCCAGGAAAGUUAAAAGUUACUUGGAAUUCAUAAACUUAGCGGCUAAAAAGAGCAGAGCAAUCCUGUGCUUAAGCAUCAUUGAAGGAGAAGUGCUGUAUUGUGCCCAUAUCUUUAUUCCCCUUGAAAGAAUGAACUGCUUCAAUCUAUUGAUCACUUGAAACAAGGCAGAAAGAGGGUCAGAAGAAAUGCUACCCGCAGCUGCUCCAUUGCCACUCUGUGUUACUCCAGCAUGACAUAAAUUAGUGGCCUGCUAGUUUACAAUUCCUGUGAAAAGCUCAGUGAUGGCACUGGUCAGUCAGGCCUCCCACACUUGGUUCUUGAUGGGAAAAAACCAUGUGUUCAGUCCAAGUAAUGACUCCCCAUACUGAAGUGUACUUAAAUAACACUCGCCAUACUGGAGUGUUUUUAUGAAAAGUAUUUAAUCAAUUUAAAUAAAACCUUCACAGCUGUAAACAA